AUGAUGUAUCACAACUUAAUCCACAAUUAUUUUUACAAUUACCAUAUUGUCUUCGAAUUUUACUUGAAUCAACUCAGUGAAUUACCUUUUUUACCUAGUCAAGUGAUUAUGCAUGAUUUUUCUGGUUUACCAGCGAUAAUUGAUUUAGCAGCAAUGCGUGAUGCAGCUGUUCGUUUAGGUGUUGAUCCACAUCUGAUUCAACCAAAAAUAUCAACAACACUUUUACUUGAUUAUUAUAAUAUUGAAGCAGAUGUUGCAAGAAAAAUUGUAAGAAAGACAACAGAUACAAAUAAUAUAACAAAUUUAGAAUGUGGUUAUGAAUUAUGUCCAUUUCAUCAAGAAAAAACAAUUUGUGCUAAUGCUAUUGAAAGAAAUCAACAAUUAGAAUUUGAACGUAAUAUUGAAAAAUUACAAAUUAUGAAGUGGAGUGCAAGAGCAUUUAAUCGUUUAUCAAUAGUUCCACCAGGAAUCAGUGUAUGUCAACAAAUCAAUCUUGAAUAUAUAUCAAAAUUAAUUAUCUUAGAAAAAGAUAAUGAUGAACAAAUAACAUUUGUUUAUCCUGAUACAAUCAUUGGUACCGAUACACAUACAACACUUUCUAAUGGGUUUGGUGUAUUGAGUUAUAAUCUAGGUACAAUCGAAGCUGAAGCAGCAAUGUUCGGACAACCGAUUCAUAUACGUCUUGCAUCAGUUAUUAUUGGUUGUCGUCUUAUUGGACAACCACAUUUUAUGUCAACAUCCACUGAUCUUAUAUCAGCUUUGAUGAAAUAUCUUCGUGUGGUUGGUCUUGAUAAUAAAUAUAUUGAAUUUUUUGGUUCCAGUUUAAAUUAUUUAACUAUUGCUGAUCGUUCUUCAAUAGCACAUUUAUGUGUUGAACAAGGCGCUUUACUUGCCUAUUUUCCAUUGGAUGAUUUAUGUUUAAAACACUUUUCUCGUACUGGUCGAGAUACAUCAUUUAUUGAUAAAAUGCGUAAUUAUUUAAUUGCUGCUAAAUUAUUUAGUGAUGAUGUUCAACAUCAAAAUAUUGUUUAUACAAAUGUUUAUGAAUUUGAUUUAUGUACUGUUAUACCAAAUUGUAGUGGACCAAAACGUGCACAAGAUAAAGUAUCUUUAUGUUCGAUGAAAUCGGAUUUUCAAGAAUGUCUCACAGCACCACCAGGAUUCAAAGGUUACAACCUACCAACAGAUCAACUUGAUUGUUCUAUUCCAAUAUCUUCUAAUGAAAUAGUGAAACAUGGUUCAGUGACUCUUGCUGCUAUAACAAGUAGUACUAAUGGAAUCAGCCAUGCCACAUCAUUAUUAACCACAGGUCUUCUAGCAAAGAAUGCACUUGAUUAUGGUCUUCGAGUACCAAGUUUUACUCAAACAUAUCUAUCACCUGGUAGUGGUGUUGUUACUACAUAUUUACGUGAAAGUGGAAUAUUAAAAUCUUUAGAGAGAUUAGGUUUUCAUAUUACCGGUUAUGGUUGUAAAGAAUGUAUUCAAAAUGAAGAAAUGAAUGGAUUAAAAUCUGAUAUAAAACAAAUUGUAAAUGAAAAUAAUUUAAUAACUAUUGGUAUGAUUAGUGGUACACGUCAAACACAACAACGACAUUCAUUUAUUAAAGCAAAUUAUAUAACAUCACCAGCAUUAGUACUUGCUUAUGCGUUAGCUGGAAAUGUUCUUAUUGAUUUAGAACAAGAAACAAUUGGUUUUGAUAAUAAAAAAAUUUCAAUAAAAGAUAUUUGGCCUAGUCGACAAAUAAUUGAAGAAAUAGAAGAUGAAAUAAUAAUUAAAAAAAUUUUUCAUCAAAUUAAUGAAAAAAUUCAAAUUGGUAAUCCACAAUGGAAUUCAUUAAAAAUACCUUCAAUUAAUACAUAUCCACAAUAUCCAUGGGCAGAAUAUUCAACUUAUAUAACACGACCACCAUUUUUUGAUACAAUAACUAAACAAAACCCGGUAUCGAAAACUAUAUGUAUUGAAAAUGCUCGUGUACUUCUCUAUUUGGGUGAUGAUGUUUCAACAGAUCAUAUAUCACCAGCAGGUUCGAUAUCUCGAACAUGCCCAGCUGCAAAAUAUUUAACACAAAAAGGAAUUACUCCACGUGAUUAUAAUUCAUUUGGUUCUCGUCGUGGUAAUGACGCAGUAAUGGUUCGUGGUACAUAUAAUCAUGUUCGUUUAAAUAAUAAACUUGUUUCCAAACGUAUAUCAUCCCUUCUUCCAUCAUCGUCAUCAUCACCAUCACCAGCUACAACAACGCUUUAUUUACCAACAAAUACAGAAAUGGAUAUUUUUGAUGUAUCCGAACAUUAUCGUACAACAAAAACUCCACUUAUUGUUCUUGCUGGAAAAAAUUAUGGCUGUGGACCAACAAGAGAUUGGGUUGCUAAAGGACCUUGGAUGCUUGGUAUUCGAGCUAUACUUGCUGAGAGUUUUGAACCACAACAUCGUUCAAAUUUAAUUGGUAUGAGUAUAUUACCAUUACAAUUUAAAGAUGGUGAUACAUGUACAUCAUUAAAUUUAACUGGAAAAGAAAUUUAUUCAAUUGAAUAUAAUAUAUAUGAUAAUGAAAAAUUAGCUUUUAUUAAGCUUGAUAAUGGUAAAACAUUUUCAAUGAUUGCUCGUGUUGAUACAGAAAUUGAACGUCUUUAUAUGCUUCAUGGUGGUCUUCUUCCUUAUGUACUUCGACAAGCAUUAACAUAA
Rotaria sordida is the source of this 2682-nucleotide messenger RNA. Lineage: Eukaryota; Metazoa; Rotifera; Eurotatoria; Philodinida; Philodinidae. The record is from the annotation of a GenBank genome assembly.